AUGCAGAUAGCGUCCGUGACAUCCGUGACAGCGUCACAGUUGGAAGAGCGCCAGAGCAACUGGGCCAAUUCCCGUCCCAUCGUUCUCCUGGACACGCUCUGGAACCUCAUCUUCGUUCUCGUCGCCAUCGCGACGCUCUCCGUGAGCCGCAACCACAAGGAGGAACCCGCGGCUCCGCUCGGCGUGUGGCUCAUGGGGUACUCGGCUCAGUGCAUCAUUCAUAUUGUCUGCGUGCUCGUGGAGUUCGACCGCCGGCAGCAAAUCCCGGACGAGAGGAGGAGCGACCGGAGUCGGGCGAGGAGGAGCGGCGGAGCGAGCAGGAGCAGCAGACGAGGGCUCCGCGGGUUGCGGAGCGCGAGCGGAGGAGGGGGAAGGGGAGGAGGAGCAGGAGGUGCAGCGGGGAGUGGGAGUUCUGGGGAUAUUCGAGAGGGGUUGUUGCAAAGAGGGAGCGAUGACGAAGAGGAGGAAGCGGAGGGGAGUACGGGGGAGCAGCGGAUGGAAGAUGAUCGGAUUGACAGCAUCGCGAAGCAAAUCGAGUCGGCGAACACCGUCUUUUCGUUCCUCUGGUGGUCCGUGGGGUUCGCGUGGAUCAUCUCCACAUUCGACGAUACCUUUGAGGAUGCGCCCAUCCUUUCCUGGGUGUGCAUGUCGUUUCUGGCGUUCGACGUGUUUUUCGUCAUCUUCUGCAUUGCGCUCGCGUGUCUGGUGGGCAUCGCCGUGUGCUGCUGCCUGCCCUGCAUCAUCGCGGUUCUCUAUGCCAUGGGCGAACAGGAAGGUGCCACGAACGAGCAGAUUCAGUCCCUCCCGCAGUUCAAGUUCCGCCGGCGAGGCUCUCCGCCAAACAGCAGCCGCCCGCUCACCGCGUCCUCCGCCCUCUCCGCUAUCACAGAGGCGCUAGGCGUUGCGACCAGCAGCACCAGCACCAGCACCACCACCAUUAGUGCCAACAGCAGUAGUGGGCUAAAUAGCAGUGGUGAAAACAGCAGUGGUGGUACGGGGGGCAGUAGCGGGAAGGGAACGGGGGAUGCCGAGACGAAGGAGGAGGUUCACGUGACGAUUGACGAGCCGGCAGGGGGGGUUAUGACGCAAGUGGGAGGGUCGAGCCAGCCGCCGCGGGAGAGAGAAGUGGCAGACGAGGAUGCGGAGUGCUGCAUCUGCCUGGGCCCAUACGAGGACGCGGUGCUGCUGAGGGAGCUGCCCUGCUCGCACCACUUCCACUCCGCCUGUUCGCGAGGCAUGUCUGCGAACGGAAAGAAGGAAGCGCGCCGAUGGGCCGUCGACUUGGCCGACGCGGCGUCGGCAAUCUCGAGGGACGUUCCAGAUCCGCCUGGAUUCAACCGAAACGCGGCAGAGCUGGUGUCCAGCAGCAGCGGAUCCAAGGCUCUGGCACAAAAAGACAAGGCCCUUGACCCGGCAAAGAAGCAGGAGCGUGCAUGGGCCCUAGCCCAGUCACCUACCAAGAAUCUUCUCAUGAUGGGAUUCAUGCUCUGGAUGGCUGGAAGCACUGUGCACAUUUUCAGCAUCGGAAUCACCUUUUCCAUUCUCUGGCAACCAAUUUCAGCGCUGAGGACCAUAAACGCUGCGUUUGAGCCGUUCAAGGAUCCCAAGGUGGAUGUGGUGCUGCCAAAAAUGAUGUAUGCUGCAGUCAACCUCUUCCUCCUCUCCAUCGGCCUCUGGAAGUUGAAUGGCCUGGGAUUGCUUCCAACGCGUCCUGCUGAUUGGAUUUCUUCGCUCCCUCCCAGACCAGUGCCAGAGUUUUCAGCUGAUGCUGACCUGGAUGGGGGUAACAUGCGCCACAUCGGAUCAAUAUCCAAUCCCUGCCUCACAAAACGGCCAUUUCUGCAGCGGGCCUAUCAGGAGCCGCCACCUGUCUCGGGCACUCCCAUUGGCCAGCACCGGUUUGUCAUGGCGGGUGGUUACCGCAUCGGUGCUAACCAGUUUGCGGCUGUGGGUCACUCGCUGCGUGAGCUGAAGGAAGAGGGAGGAAGCGGGGCGAGCAAAUGCUACUGGAUAGCACUGGAUGGGGGGUACGCAGAGGGCAAAGUGAGGGUAAUUUACCCUGCGGAGCACCACUGGCUGGUAUACGAGACUGCCAUAUACGAGUGUACUCUGCUGGUCAACAGUACCGGCACCACUGGAGGAUCUGCAAUUCUCGUGCUAGACGAGCAGGCAGUGGUGAUGCACGAGGAGGGGCAGGACGAGUUUGCCAUCGAUGGACCUCCCCCCUACCACCUGGCCUUCUGCUCCUACCCCAUGUAUCGCCAUCUCAACCCCAAGACCAUCCAGGAGUGGUUGCAGAUAGCCCUGCACUACCUAGGCGUGGAGUACUUUGUUUUCAACGACGGUGCUUCCGUCGUGGAAGACGUUUACGAGGUCCUGGAGCCAUACAUGGCAGCGGGGAUGAUGGAGAUAUUGGACAUGCGGGGAGGGUACAAAUACGAGUCCAAGCAGAACGUGCUUGUAUUGAAUAAUUGUCUCUACCGGAUGAAAUAUGUGUCCAAGUGGGCGUUUUUUGCCGACUUUGAUGAGUUUCUCCACAUCCAGCCGCCCCAGACCCUUAAAGGGUUGCUACAGGAGCACUCUCACGCGCCCUACAUCACCUUUGCCAGCCUCUGGUGGUCCAUCGAACGCUGCCGCCCUCAGCCUCCAUCGGACCAUUUUUAUCUCGAGCGAAUGCCCUUCCACUGGCCGCACAUUUACUGCAUAGGGCCCAAGAAUGCGGGUCAUGUGGAGGAUAAGUGCAUCAAUUAUUUCGGGCAUCGGAAAGUUAUCGCCAACACAAAGCUUGUGAAGGCCAUGCAGGCAAGUAGAACGGUUUCUUUCCAGUGA
Molecule: messenger RNA, 2829 nt
Organism: Closterium sp. Naga37s-1
Lineage: Eukaryota; Viridiplantae; Streptophyta; Zygnematophyceae; Desmidiales; Closteriaceae
Source: the annotation of a GenBank genome assembly